Sclerotinia borealis F-4128 is the source of this 597-nucleotide messenger RNA. NCBI's taxonomy places the organism in Eukaryota, Fungi, Ascomycota, Leotiomycetes, Helotiales, Sclerotiniaceae. The record is from the annotation of a GenBank genome assembly.
AUGCUUCUCGACGAAGACCCCGCGACUCUUAUUCGUCAUACGAUUGGCAAUUUUAAUAUUGUUCCCGACAAGUCCGCGGUUGCGCGCAUCAAUGAAUCUCUAUCAACAUUACAACAAGCUCGAGAUCUCCGUGUGAGGGAAGCAGAGAGCGCAUUGAAAAAACUAUCGAGAAACCUAAACACCCUCAACAACAACCACCUAGAGACACUCUCCACCCACUCCCCAACUGCACAUGCUUCCGAAAUAGCAACUCUCGACACACAAAAGUUCCGCAUCGCGAAGACAGCGAGUGACUUAGAGAUAGAAUCCGAACGUCUCUCUUCGCAACUUGCAGAUCUCCAAGCUCGAUUGCAAGAAUUAGAGCAACAGGGAAUGGAAGGAGGGGAGAAUGUUAAGAGAGGACAGGUGGACGAUGAGAUUAGUCUCAAAUUGAAGGUCUAUAGAGGGCUGGGGAUUGAUAUUGAGAGGGAUAGAGAGAGUGGAGAAUACUCCAAGGCUAUUAUUCGAAAUGGGAAAAAAGCAGAUGUGCAUGUGGUGAAUAUGGAUAACAAGUUCUCGAAUUUUUUCUACGCGAAUUACUUUUGGCAGACUUUGUAG